This is a messenger RNA of Antrostomus carolinensis (chuck-will's-widow), 1953 nucleotides long. RefSeq names its product opioid receptor kappa 1 (gene OPRK1). The transcript is spliced from 2 exons. The coding region runs from base 19 to 894 and encodes 291 amino acids. Gene Ontology annotation, cellular component: plasma membrane; neuron projection. Lineage: Eukaryota; Metazoa; Chordata; Aves; Caprimulgiformes; Caprimulgidae. Gene Ontology annotation, molecular function: dynorphin receptor activity; neuropeptide binding. Gene Ontology annotation, biological process: sensory perception of pain; G protein-coupled opioid receptor signaling pathway; neuropeptide signaling pathway. The record is from RefSeq and is a predicted model, not a curated record.
UUCUUCAGAUACACAAAGAUGAAGACAGCAACCAACAUCUACAUUUUCAAUCUGGCUAUGGCAGAUGCACUAGUUACCACCACUAUGCCUUUCCAAAGCACUGAGUACCUGAUGAACUCUUGGCCCUUUGGUGAUGUGCUGUGUAAAAUAGUUAUUUCAAUUGACUAUUAUAACAUGUUUACCAGCAUAUUCACACUGACUAUGAUGAGUGUUGAUCGAUACAUUGCUGUGUGUCACCCUGUGAAAGCUCUGGACUUCCGUACACCUCUUAAGGCAAAGAUAAUCAAUAUCUGUAUCUGGCUAUUGUCCUCAUCUGUUGGUAUAUCUGCGAUAGUUCUUGGAGGUACCAAAGUCAGGGAAGAUACUGCUAGCACUGAAUGCUCCUUGCAAUUUCCAGACAGAGAUUACGUGUGGUGGGACAUCUUCAUGAAAAUCUGUGUCUUUGUCUUUGCAUUUGUUAUUCCAGUUCUCAUCAUAAUUGUUUGCUAUACUUUGAUGAUCCUGCGCCUUAAAAGUGUACGGCUUCUCUCAGGGUCUCGAGAAAAAGAUCGAAACCUGCGUCGCAUCACCAGGUUGGUUCUUGUUGUUGUGGCAGUUUUUAUUAUCUGUUGGACUCCUAUUCACAUUUUUGUGCUGGUUGAAGCGUUAGGGGAUGUGUCUCACAGUACUGCUGCUAUAUCCAGCUAUUACUUUUGUAUUGCUUUGGGUUACACCAACAGCAGCCUCAAUCCUAUCCUUUAUGCUUUUUUGGAUGAAAACUUCAAGAGAUGUUUCAAGGACUUCUGCUUCCCCUUUAAGAUGAGGAUGGACAGGCAGAACACCAGCAGAGUCAGAAACACUGUGCAAGACCCAGCUUAUACGAGAGAAGCAGAUGGGACAAACAAACCUGUAUGACUAGUCGUGGAAAUGUCAUCUUACUGUCCUCAAGAGAGAGAAGAGUCCAACGACCUAGGACUGACACAGAUUACCACUGCAAUUUGAACUAGACUUAACUAGGCAGAUGUUUCUGGAAUAUUUCAGAAAUCCUAGUAAUAUGAACUAAAGCAAGUUUAUUAUUGACAAACAAGAACCUCCUGAAAAUAAGCUCAAAUGAAAAGGACCUGGCUGAUGGUCAGAUUUUGGCACCGUGUUUGUUGUACUUGAGCAGGUACCAAUACACACUUCUUGGGAGACAGGACAUAGUGUUGUACUGGCUGAUUCUGGAUAAGGAAAGUUCUGUUUUUUCUCUUUACAAUACAUAAGGUUAUAUACGCAAGAUUUGGUUGUAACACUGAGUUAUGCCAGAAACUUUUGUCCCAGCAGUGAUUGCUUCUGAACUAUGUAGUUUGACAACUUGAUUUGUCAUACUCUUUUACAGUGAAGAGUGUUUAGGUUUCUGCAAAACAAUGUGAGAGCUAUAAUCAAUAUUGUCCUCAACUACUAUAUCUGUAACAUUUGUCUGUGCUGUGGAAAUCAAAUUUAAGCAUGAUCUGCCUACACACCGAAGUAAUUUUGUAGUGUCUGUGUAUGGUAAAGUGUUUCGGCAUUUAAAAAUAUUGGGAUUUGAGGAGAAUAGUCAGUAUAUUUUUAGCAUGUGUUUAAUCACCUGUAUGUAAUGUUUUGUAUGUGUGAUUUUCCAAGAUGAUUGUAUAUUUAUUGGUUGUGAAUAAUACAAUAUGCCUUUUCAGAGUGUAUUUUGAACAAGAGGCUAGAAAACUUCAAAUACUUCACUUGUUACAGAACUGAUGGAAAACUGUGCCACAUUUAUUACAUGGGGGGAAAUAAUCACACUCCAUUUUCAGUAAAGGGGACAAAGUGACAUACUUAAAAAUAGUGCUGUACUUGUUUUCCUGGACAAUUUGUAAGCAGACUAAAAUAAAUAUUUGAUGAAAUAGAGACUAGUGAAUUAGCACAUGGAUUAACUGGAUUGAUACAAAGGAAAUUAAGAUUAAGUACACCAGAUGCUUUAAUGGC